This is a messenger RNA of Vitrella brassicaformis, 2225 nucleotides long. NCBI's taxonomy places the organism in Eukaryota, Vitrellaceae. The record is from the annotation of a GenBank genome assembly.
CGAGAGGCCAAACUGCGGCGUUUUGUUUGUGCGCCUUAAUUGUCGGACAGCUGUGCGUUGCGAGAGUGAGGCACUCGGCCGACAAGCUUACAAGAGGGCGAGAAGAGUCCCUCGAGUCAGUCGUCCUCUCGGCUGCUUUGGUGGGGUGGCGGGCCGUUGAGCUGACAGACAUCGGAGGUGAGGGAGGCCCAACACUCACUGACUCGCUGACUGAGUGAUGCGCUCAUCCACUCACGUCAAUGAAUUAAUGCGUUGGCCUUUCUGUCUGUCUGUCUGUCUGCCUCUCUCUGUGUGUCCUAGUUGUGUGUGUCUGUCGGCCCAUCGGUGCAGUGUGGCUGAGGACCGAUGGCGGCCUCCUCAUCUGCCGCUGCCGCUGGUGGUGUUAGCUCAUUGACCUCUCUCUGAUCUGUCCAUCUGAGCAUCGAACGAGAUGAGCAGCACACACACAGAUCUGUGAGCAGCAUGCUCGAUGGACAUAAUCCUCUGCCGGCUCUGUCGCUCUGUGCAGCCUCUCGUCGACCACCGCCCCACUCAUCUGACCGUCUUGGCCCAUCCAUCGCAUGCAGCAACCAGAGCAUCAGCAGCAGCACCCCUUCUCGUAUAUCUUCGUCGGCCGCCGCACCUUCUACCUCUUCAGCAGCAUCAAGGACAUCCUGCGGCUGAGGGCCAUCUGCACCUGGCUCAGAGAGCUCUUCGGAGCGGCCCAGCUAAGAGAUCGGCUCCGCCACUCGCUGGGCUCACAUGCGGGGCUGCGGCGGGCGAAUGUGAAUGGGCAGCAGCAAGUGCAGCUGCUGCGGUUCGACGACGACCAGUUCGGCGCACAUGAUCUGCUGGCGGCUGUGUGUGUGGUGGAGGAGGGGGGCUGGGGCGAGAUGGUCGAGGUGAUUGAGCUGGCGGGGCAGUGCGGCAAUUGUGAGCUGCCUGUGACCCUCAGUGGGGCUGACAUCAACACACACGCAAACAUAACGGUGAGCCAGCAAACAGAGGGGCGGGGAGGGGACAAAAGGAGAAGAGCCUCAUUCUCUCUGUCUGUGUCUGUGUAGGCGUAUGUGUCGGCUCCCCGUGUGUUGGCGCAGCUCAAGAUGGUCGGCCCCCACAUCCACUUCAGUGACGGCAGCUGCCUGCAGCUGUUCCACCACGGCAACGGUGAGGUGAGGGCCAUCAUCGACCAGCCCGGCUUCGAGCUGCAAGUCGACCCGCCUCUCUUUCCCUUUCCCGGCCACCUGUACCAGCAGCACAGACAGCCACACGACCCACCAGUGCGCAGCAUUUCCAUCGGCUACUCGACCGACAACGCCAGAUGGGUGGCAUUCGGUGACCUGGGGCGCAUCGAUUCGUCAGUGUCGUCAUUUGCCAAGUUCAUAAUUCUCAAACACUUCCACAAGACUCACCAGAUCAAUGACACAUUCACUACACUCAACAGGUAGCACACCGACGAUAUCUUUGGGGUCGAGCAAACCAUCAGAAGUCAUUUGUUGGUUUUUGUGUGUUCAGAGGUGUUGGUGAUAGCGGCCGUCUCCACGACCUCCUGACGCAGUCGCCCCACACACGGGUGGCCGGCUGCGCGACCACACUCGGCUUGGGCGGUGUGGCGCGGCAGCUGGUGCUGACCGAUGGCAGUCAUCCCUUCGUCGCGUUGAUUACCAUCAUCAGAUCGGGAAAUGCCGCUCAGAGUGACCGAGAGGGAGAGAGCUCUGCUCGUCGCAUGUUGCGUCUUCAUCUGUCUUCAUCUCUCAUUGUCUGCAGUGAGUGUUCAUGUGGUGACCACUGAGGGGGCUGUGUGUGAGAGUGGUGCCUUCAAGCACCGCUUCCCGGUGACCACUCAGCUGGCUCGCGUGGCGUUGGGGGCGGUGGCGCCAUUCGUAUUCGACGGACAAGUACAACAACAGCAGCAGCAGCAAGAUGACGACAGCGACGAUGGUACGGACACACACACACACAGAUGGAUGAAAGACUUGCCUUCUGUCUGUCUGUCUGUCUGUCUGUGCGUGGUAUCUGCAGAUUCGGACGAUGGCAGCGGCGAUGAGAUUGGUGAUGGUGUGGAUGACGGCAGCGGAGAGGGCGGCGGAGGUACACAGCCGCACACACCACAGAGGCCCUCACGUCGACCUCCAUGACAAUCGUGUGUGUGUGUGUGUGUGUGUGUGCCUUGGGCAGGUGAGGGUGGCGCAGCUGAGGCGGAGGGCGGCGGCUGACCGAUCCAUCAGCCAACACGCACUGGUGGG